Messenger RNA from Sturnus vulgaris (Common starling), 2349 nucleotides. RefSeq names its product arylsulfatase G (gene ARSG). The record is from RefSeq and is a predicted model, not a curated record. Gene Ontology annotation, molecular function: arylsulfatase activity. NCBI's taxonomy places the organism in Eukaryota, Metazoa, Chordata, Aves, Passeriformes, Sturnidae.
AUGCUCUGACGAGGUGAAGGAUGGACUGACAGAGCCCCAGCAGUUUCUUCUCCACCCAGAGACCGAGGGGCUCAUCCUGCAGGGAAAGAGCCAUUUUUGGACACAAACAUCCCUCUGGCUGCGGUGAGGGGAGAGGAGCUGCGAAUCGAACCCGCUCCUGGAGGAGAAAAUACCGCUUCGGUUUGGUGCCUAAUUAGAUAUUUACCAGGAAGGAAGGAAAGAUAUAAAUAGGGUGACAGUGACUUCAAAGGGUGUUUUUUGACUUCUAAGAAUAACACCUUUGCUGGCGCCGAUUUCGGGAAUAUCGGCUGCGCCUGGGUGUGAAAGGCGGAGGAGGUGUCGCAGCUCGGUCGGCAGCCAAGGGAGCAAACCCAGACCCCAGCCCCCGUCCAGCCCCACGGGACCAGCUGAGGAAGGGACAGAGCCCGUGGAAAACUCAGCUGCAUCCACAGGGACUCAGCGGGGGCAGUUUGGGGAAGACUGCUGUGGCACCAUGGGGACCCCAUCCCUGUCCCCGUGGGACACCCUGGUGCUCACCCUGGUGCUGGUGGGACUCUGGGCUCCCUGUGUGGUGAGCAGGCAGCCCAACUUCAUCGUCAUCCUGGCUGAUGAUGUGGGCUGGGGGGAUCUGGGUGCCAACUGGGCAGAGACAAAGGAGACCCCGCAUUUGGACCAGUUGGCUGCCGAAGGAACCAGGUUUGUGGAUUUCCACUCAGCUGCAUCCACGUGCUCCCCAUCCCGUGCCUCGCUGCUCACGGGGCGCCUGGGGGUGCGCAAUGGGGUCACCCACAACUUCGCCAUCAGCUCAAUUGGGGGUCUCCCCCUCAACGAGACCACCCUGGCCGAGCUCCUGAGGGAGGCUGGGUACAGCACAGGGGCUAUAGGCAAGUGGCACCUGGGACACCACGGCCACCAUCACCCCAACUCCCGCGGCUUCGACUACUACUUUGGGAUCCCCUACAGCCACGACAUGGGCUGCACGGACAACCCUGGCUACAACCUGCCACCCUGCCCACCCUGCCCACAGCACAGCACUGCUGCCAGCAGGGUGGCGAGGAAGGAUUGUUACACAGAGGUUGCCCUGCCUCUCUACGAGAACCUCACCAUCAUCCAGCAGCCCGUGGAGCUCGGCAGCCUGGCCAGGCGCUACGCAGAGGAGGCUGCAAGGUUCAUCCAGAGGGCCAGUGACAGUGGACGUCCCUUCUUCCUCUACCUGGCCCUGGCCCAUAUGCACGUCCCGCUGACCCCCCCGCUGCCCCCCGCCCCGGGCAGGGGCAUCUACGGAGCCUCCCUGGGCGAGAUGGAUGCGCUGGUGGGACGGAUCAAAGAAGUGGCCGACAGCCUCGGGAAGGGCAGCACACUCCUGUGGUUCACAGGUGACAAUGGCCCCUGGGCACAAAAGUGUGAGCUGGCAGGACGCCUGGGGCCAUUUGUGGGUGCCUGGCAGAGGCAGCGAGGUGGGAGCUCAGCAAAGCAAACAACCUGGGAAGGAGGGCACAGGGUGCCAGCCCUGGUGUACUGGCCCGGCCGUGUCCCUGCUGGGAGGACGAGCCACGCUCUGCUCAGCAUCCUGGACAUCUUCCCCACGCUGGUGGCCCUGGCUGGGGCAGCUCUGCCCCCAAACAGGCGCUUUGAUGGCUUGGAUGUGUCCCCAGUUCUCUUUGGCUGGUCGGAUGUGGGGCACAAGGUUCUGCUCCACCCCAACAGUGGUGCAGCUGGGAAGGUUGGUGAGAUCGAGGCGCUGCGGCUGGCUCAGUACAAAGCGUUUUACACCACAGGAGGGGCCAUGGCCUGUGACGGCAGCAUUGGGCCAGCAGAGCAGCACCAACCACCCCUCAUUUUCAACCUGGACCGUGACAUCCAGGAGCAGGAUCCUCUGGAUGUGGCAUCCAGGGAGUACCAGGAAGUGCUGCCUGCCAUCAGCAGGGCUUAUGCCCAAGCUCUGCAGGACAUUGCAGCAGACAAUGUCUCCCUUGCAGAUUAUUCCCAGGAUCCAGCUGCAAUUCCCUGCUGCAACGUGCAGCACGUGGGCUGCCGCUGCCACGGGGCCACGCAGGAUCCCCACGUGGAAAAGAGAACAGCACAGCUUUGUCUUUAAGCAAAUAAUUGCUCAGGCUGCUCCUUUCCCAAGUGUGGUGUCUGUGAACUGCAGGCUGGAGGUGGCCAUGGAGGGAUGGAGGCUGUGGUUCCCUUUGCUCCGUGCUGGGAAGAGGGAGGUGAGUUGGGUGUGGGUCUGGGGGAGCACACAGAGGGUCCCCUUUGGAUCCUGGACAUGUGGAAAGCUUUUUGUAGGGCUCUUUAUCUGGGAAAGAGACAGCUCUUGGAUUAAAACUACCUUCUGUGAGAGCU